AUGAAGCCGCGAGACCCGCAAACAGUGCCAGACGCGUGGUUGAAGUUGGCAGAUACAGCGUGGGCCUACGAAAAGGACCGUGCAGAACGAUGGCGGAAUGAAAUCAACACACUCCUCGUCUUUGCCGGCUUGUUUUCCGCUGUCCUCACUGCUUUUGUGGUUCAGUACUAUGCUGUUCUGUUACCGGCACCCGACUUCAAUACGGCCAUCCUUGAGCGCAUACUAUCCGUGCAACUCGGUAACAUACCUACCAACGCUGUCGUGGCGGCCGCCAACUCCGCGAACCCAGUGCCGGUGCCAAUGGUUCUUACGAACUCAUCAUCUGCAAACUUCCCCUCGCCACCCGCUGCACCCCGCUGGAUUGCCACGCUGUGGUUCGUCGCCCUGGUCUUCAGUCUCAGCGCCGCAUCCGUCGGUUUAGCCGUCAACCAAUGGCUGAACUUCCAUGCGACGGAGAAAGCCGGGCUGCAAGACGCAUCCCAGAAGGCUUGGACGUGGCAGCUCCGUAGGCACGCAAUGGACAAGUGGCAAGUGGAGUCCAUGGUCAGCAUCCUUCCGUUUCUUCUUCAGGUGGCCCUCGUCCUCUUCCUUGUCGGGAUUGUGGGCUACCUCUGGGAGCUUGGCCUCGACAUCGCCGUCCCGAGCACGGUCUUCGUCGGCGCCUUGCUUCUAUUUCUAGCUUUCACCUCCGUGUCACCCGCAUUUGUCGGUUACAGUCCCUACAAGUCGCCGCAAGCG
Fomitopsis serialis is the source of this 738-nucleotide messenger RNA. RefSeq lists its product as uncharacterized. Lineage: Eukaryota; Fungi; Basidiomycota; Agaricomycetes; Polyporales; Fomitopsidaceae. The transcript is spliced from 2 exons. The annotation marks the transcript as partial. The record is from RefSeq and is a predicted model, not a curated record.